This is a messenger RNA of Papaver somniferum (opium poppy), 1799 nucleotides long. RefSeq names its product alpha-galactosidase 1-like. The transcript has 15 exons. Lineage: Eukaryota; Viridiplantae; Streptophyta; Magnoliopsida; Ranunculales; Papaveraceae. The record is from RefSeq and is a predicted model, not a curated record. Gene Ontology annotation, biological process: carbohydrate metabolic process. Gene Ontology annotation, molecular function: hydrolase activity, hydrolyzing O-glycosyl compounds. The coding region runs from base 345 to 1592 and encodes 415 amino acids.
AGCUGCAUGAGAUUCAUCUGGUUAAUCAGAUUGCUAUUCGGCGUUUCCUUUCUAUCCAAGUACUAUAUUACCCUGGUAAUGAAGGUAUUAUCAGAGUGAUGUGACAAAGGGUAAAAUAUGUCAUUUUAUCUGAAAACAUAAUCAGUAUCACGAUUUUAACCACUCCCGUUAAAGCUAAACUACCAAUCAAUCCCUUUCAAAGCCGUCUUAGAUAACGGAUAUUCCUAGCUAGUCACAGUCUUCAUCUUCUACACUUCUCUCUAUAUAGUACUAUAACUAAGUUCAUAUUGUCUCUCUAUUUCUCACUCUUAACACCAGUACUUGUUUCAUCUGUUGAGGAAAUUAUGGGGCAGAGAUCUACUGUUUCUAAUGUGCACACGUUUCCUGCCGUUCUCUUCUGUUUCACAAUAUUAUCCUCUGCUUGUUUAGUAGUUUCAUCAUCCAGAUUGCCCAAGAAUGAAUUCGUUGAUGCUGAAAUCUACAGAAGGAAUUUACUGUCUAAUGGACUUGGAAUGACUCCACCCAUGGGAUGGAACAGUUGGAAUCAUUUUGCCUGCAAGAUUGAUGAGAAAAUGAUCAGAAAAACCGCUGAUGCACUGGUUUCAACUGGUCUUUCCAAACUGGGAUAUCAUUAUGUUAACAUAGAUGAUUGUUGGGCUGAGUUAGCCCGGGACGACAAGAAUAAUCUAGUACCGAAGAAGUCGACUUUCCCUUCAGGGAUUAAAGCUCUGGCAGAUUAUGUUCAUAGCAAAGGACUCAAACUGGGAAUCUAUUCAGAUGCAGGGUAUCUUACAUGUAGUAAUACCAUGCCAGGAUCACUUGGUUACGAAGAACAGGAUGCCAAAACCUUUGCUUCAUGGGGAAUUGACUAUUUGAAGUAUGAUAACUGCAACAAUGACGGUUCCAAACCAACUGUAAGGUAUCCGGUAAUGACACGAGCUCUAAUGAAGGCGGGACGUCCGAUAUUUUAUUCUCUAUGUGAAUGGGGCGAUAUGCAUCCAGCUUUAUGGGGUGCUAAGGUAGGAAAUAGCUGGAGAACUACUGGUGACAUUUCUGAUACUUGGGACAGUAUGCUUUCUAGAGCCGACUUCAAUGAAUUCUACGCAGAAUUUGCAAGGCCCGGUGGUUGGAAUGAUCCAGACAUGCUUGAAGUAGGAAAUGGAGGUAUGACAAAAGACGAAUAUGUAGUGCAUUUCAGUAUAUGGGCUAUUUCGAAGGCACCUUUGCUCAUUGGUUGUGAUGUUCGAAAUGCAACCAAAGAAACCAUGGAAAUCAUUGGCAACAAGGAGGUUAUUGCAGUUAACCAAGACUCACUUGGGGUUCAGGCAAAGAAGGUUAGAAUGGAGGGCGACCUUGAGGUCUGGGCUGGACAGCUUUCUGGGUACAGAAUGGCUGUUCUUCUAGUUAACAGAAGUGCUAGGCGUUCUUCAAUUACUGCCCACUGGGACGAUAUUGGUAUUGCUUCUGGUAGUGUAGUUAAGGCCAGAGAUCUUUGGGAGCAUGAGACCCUGAAGCAGCGAUUUGUAGGAAAUCUGACUGCUACCAUGAAUUCUCACACAUGCAAGAUGUAUGUUUUGACGGCUGUUUGUUGAGUCUAAAUGCUGUUGAACUUGAACAUCUGGAUUUUGUAUUCCAUUGUGAAUUAUCUGAAUUUGCAUUGGAUGUGUUGUAACUUUCCUUUGUCUACAACAAAUAAUAUGCUCUACGGCUCAGCACCCGACAUCCGUUCUCCUUCCUUGGGCAUGGAUGUACACUGAACUUCAUGUUCGUAUUAAUAAAAGCAUUUACAUGUCAUUUUA